Macrosiphum euphorbiae (potato aphid) is the source of this 318-nucleotide messenger RNA. NCBI's taxonomy places the organism in Eukaryota, Metazoa, Arthropoda, Insecta, Hemiptera, Aphididae. The record is from the annotation of a GenBank genome assembly.
AUGGUGAUGUUGAAUGACAUGCAAGAAAAACAAAAUAAAUUAUCAACUGAUCAAUCAAUUGCAACUUCAUCUAGUCAUGAAUUCAAACAAAUUUAUGAAACACUAUCAGUAUCAAAUGAAGUAUCUUUAAAUAAUUUACAACAGGCAUUAACCAACAAUAGCACUUUAUGUGACAAAACUGUAAAAAUGUUGUCCUUAAUUGGAGGAGGUGAUGUUAAAGAGUCAUUGAGGUGCAUAUUGAGAAAAUUAUUAUCAAAUGAAUAUGCUAAAACAUUCAGCUACACUGGUCAUAAACAUUCCAAAACUGCAUUUAAUUAA